Molecule: messenger RNA, 1060 nt
Organism: Ochotona curzoniae (black-lipped pika)
Lineage: Eukaryota; Metazoa; Chordata; Mammalia; Lagomorpha; Ochotonidae
Gene: MTIF3
Product: mitochondrial translational initiation factor 3
Exons: 4
Coding region: 177-1031 (284 amino acids)
Biological process (GO): ribosome disassembly; mitochondrial translational initiation
Cellular component (GO): mitochondrion
Molecular function (GO): translation initiation factor activity; ribosome binding
Source: RefSeq, a predicted model, not a curated record
CCCGUACGGAAAGCGCAGGGGUCGGGCGGAAGAGCCCGUUCGCUGGCUCCUUCUGCCAGACGUUAGAAAUCGCCGACCCCGGUAGGAGCGAUGCUGAAGGUGACACGCCCUCCGCAGCCUCCCACAUGCCCUGCCAUGUGCCACCGGAACCAGCCUAGGAGAAUGAAUGAGUGUUAAUGAGCUUCUCUCGCCACGUCCUUAGGAUGGCUGCGCUUCUAAAACGGUUGAUGCUACAAACUGCGAAGACAGAAAAUCAUUGCAUUAGAAGAUGCUUCGGUCAACCCCUGGUGACAGAGGCGGGGCCAACAACGUCGUGUCUGGUUGCUUCUGCCUCGAGACUGUCCUACCUCAUUCACGCAAGAGCUUGUGGUACUGCUGAAGAUACCCAGGAAGAGAGAAAAAAGACAAAAAGGAAUGAAACUGACUUUAGUAACGUUGGAAGGAAAAUAAAGGAGCGAAUUAUCCAAGUCCUUGAUGAGGAGGGCAACGACCUGGGAAACAUGCACCGGGCGGACGUCAUUCGGCUCAUGGAUGAGCGAGAGCUGCGGCUGGUGAAGAGGGACGCGCAGGCAGAGCCCCCCAGGUACCAGCUUAUGACGGGUCUCCAGAUCCACCAGGAGCGCCUGCGGCUCCGCGAGAUGGAAAAGGCUCUGCCCAAAGCUGGACCAAUCCUGACAAAAGAGCUGACUUUUUCUUCAAAUAUCGGACAACAUGAUUUGGACACAAAAAGUAAACAGAUUCAGCAGUGGAUCGAGAAAAAGUACCACGUUCAAAUUACUGUAAAGAAAGGGAGAAAUGCAGACAAGCCGGAAAACAAAAUGGAGGAGAUAUUUAAUCAGAUACUCCAGACAAUGCCUGGAAUCGCCACCUUCAAAUCCAAGCCACAAACCAUCAAGGGAGGAAAAGCUGUCAUGUGUGUUCUUCGUCAUUUGAGCAAAAAGGAAGAGAAUGCACACAGAGAAUCCCAAGGGUCCCAGAAAAGAGACAACAAAGAAGGAAGUAACAGGGACUCAGGCGAUCCGCAUCUGUGAUUUUAAUAAAGGAAAAUAUGCUUGUGAGA